Molecule: messenger RNA, 2580 nt
Organism: Brassicogethes aeneus
Lineage: Eukaryota; Metazoa; Arthropoda; Insecta; Coleoptera; Nitidulidae
Source: the annotation of a GenBank genome assembly
AUGCCUCUCACGCCUGCUGAGAAACAGCGACGGUAUCGUGAACGGCGUAAAAAUAAUCCUGAAAAAGAAGCAGAAUCUAGAAGAAAAGAUCGAGAGAGAUACCAUGCAAAAAAAUGCUUAGUGCGAGAUUUAUCAGCUAGUGAACAUAGAGCGAUAAAAAAGAAAUGGCGAUCUGCAAAUGCUAGACGUAAAAAUAGUCCAGCCCCUUCAGAUCAACAUCAGCUUAUUCCAAAUGCUGAUCAUCGUUUAUCUACGCCACAGCCAUCUGAUUCCCGUGAAUUAACUCUCAGCUCUAUCAUAUCAACAGCUUCUCGCGGCAGAAAGAAAGUGCAUAGAAAUAGAUCCAAGUUAUUCAGAGACAACAUAAAAUUAAAGGAACAGUUAGAAGCAAUAAAGAAGAGAUCCGAAAAGUACAAAAAAAGGUACAAUAGAGAAAAACGUAAAAGAUCUAAAAUUGAAGGUGGCAGUCAAGAAAAUCAAAAGAAAUACGAAAUUUUAUCAAAUGCUAUUAAAAAACGUUACCAAAAUAUAAAAAGCCGGAAGGAGAAAUAUGCUAUUCAGAAGAUAUUUGAAGAACAGGCUGUAAAAUGCUCUAGACAAAAGAAACAACUAAUUCAAGAAUGUCUUGCUGUGGACCAAGGCUACAUACGAAAAACACAGCCUCUGCUUAAGAAAAAAGCUCUAAGUACCAAAAUUAAAGAUUUUUUUGAACGUGACGACAUAUCAAGAGCGACUGCUGGGAAAAAGGAAACCGUUUCUCUUAAGAAAAAUAAAAUGCAGAAGCGCUACUUACUUGAUAACAUGAAGAACCUUUACCUAUCCUUUAAACGUGAAAAUCCUGCAUUGAAAUGCAGCUACAAAACUUUUACACGAUACCGACCAUUUUAUGUUUUGCUUCCGACUGUUGCUGCCAGAGAUACAUGUUUAUGCCGAAUCCACACUAAUAUCCAAUACUUAGCAAUUGCUUUGUGCAAAAACAAGAUGAUACCAACCUCAGAUCUAAACAAGAUUAUUGCAAACCAAGUGUGCGACUGUGAUUCACCAGCGUGUAUGACAGGAAUUUGCUCUGUAUGUCAAUCAAAUACAACAAAUUAUGAUACAUCCAAAGAUGAAAUAGUUAUAAAAUAUCCUCAGUGGUUAACUAAAACUGAAGUGAUAGAGAAGUCAGGAAAGAAAAUUAAAGUUACAAAAAGUAUCAAAGAGGAGAAAGAGAGUACAGGAAAAGAUUUGAUAGAUAAGUUUGAAGCUACACUGAAGGAAUUUAAAAGGCACAUAUAUUACAUUAAGACACAGUACAGAAACUACAGAAAAUGCAUAGAUGACUUGGGCAUAAAUGAAAUUGCGCUUCAUAUUGAUUUCAGUGAAAAUUAUAGUUGCAAAUUUUUUGAAGAAGUACAAUCUCAUCAUUUUGGAGGCUCCCGAAAUCAAGUAUCCUUACAUACGGGAGUGAUGUAUAGUCGUGGCUCAAAUAAUAAGAUAGAUGUAUCAUCGUUUUGUACCCUGUCUGGAAACCUUUUACACAACCCAGCUGCAAUCUGGGCUCAUCUCCACCCCAUAUUUGCUUCAAUUCAUGACAAAUUUCCUAAAGUUAAUAUCCUGCAUGUAUUUUCAGACGGCCCAGCCACUCAAUACCGCCAAAAACAGAACUUUUAUCUGAUUUGCACAAAACUAUUCUCCGAGUACAAGUUCACUAAAGUUACGUGGAAUUUUUUUGAAGCGGGCCAUGGCAAAGGUGCAGCAGAUGGGAUAGGCGGAUUUUUGAAACGUACUGCUGACCAACUUGUUGCACGUGGAACUGACAUAUCUGAUGCUACAAAUUUCUAUCUUACUUUGAAAAAUGUUAGUAAAGUUAGAUUACAUCUGAUAACCAAUGAAGAUAUUGAGCAAAGUUCAAAGCAGAUCCCGGAGCAUAUCCUACCGUUACUAGGUACCAUGAAAGUCCAUCAAGUUUUCACUGAGGAGGUUGGAGUUCUCAAGUAUAGAAAUUUGAGUUGUUUUUGUCAGCGUGGCUUUUGUUCUUGCAUGAAUCCCAAGCGCUAUGUUCCAUUACAACAUACCGUGGAAAAAUCAAUUUCUUCCGCUUGCGACAACAGUUAUCUGUCUGAUAUUAGUAACCUUUGCCAAAAGCGAGUUAAAGGGUUUUACAGCAUUGUCUACAAUUCAGAUUCCGAAGAUGAUGUUCCUCUAACAUCAUUAAAAGAAAAAUCUCCCAACGCUUAUUUGACAGAAGAACCCAGCACAUCAAAGCAAAGUGACGAUGCUUUGAUUGAGAAGGAAAAUAUUCACAUUAAUAAGAUAAAACAAGGUGUUUGUGUCUUGGUUAAAAUGUCCAGCUCAAAACAAGACUACAUAUAUUUGGGUAAGGCCUUAUCUGAAGUUGAAGAUGAUGGUGAGGUUAAAAUUAUGUUUUUUAAGUCAAUGGAUCAUACUGCAACCAAAUUUAAAUUAGUUGAGUCUGAUUUAUCUUAUGUGCCCUUUGAUAAUUUAAUUGCUAUUGUUCCAGAACCUAAAAAAUUAUGUAAAGGUUCAAGAAUAUCCUACUACCAAUUUGAUACUCCUUUAAACAUAUUUGAGAAAUAA